AUGGCGCAGGUGUGGACGCUUGUGGUGGGUGGAUUGGUGGCGGCUGGCGGUGCCAUGGGCUAUGCCAAGGCACGUUCGGUGCCCAGCCUGGUCGCGGGCGUCACGUGUGGUGCCCUUUAUGGCCUUUCCACGCUGUGGAUGGAGCCCUACCAGAUUGGCGGCAACCUUGCGGCAGUGGUGAUCAGCAUCAUCCUCGCUGUGGCGAUGGGUCGCCGUUUCCUCGCUUCCGGCAAGGUCAUGCCAGGCGUAGUGGCCGGGCUGAGCGUUCUGACGGGGCUCAUCAACGCGUACACUCUGUACGGCAAGUACUAG
This is a messenger RNA of Acanthamoeba castellanii str. Neff, 312 nucleotides long. Its product is annotated as transmembrane proteins 14c protein. The record is from RefSeq and is a predicted model, not a curated record. Bases 1 to 312 code for a protein of 103 amino acids. NCBI's taxonomy places the organism in Eukaryota, Discosea, Longamoebia, Acanthamoebidae. The transcript is spliced from 2 exons. Gene Ontology annotation, cellular component: membrane.